UAUGUCCAUUAAUUAUGAGCUCCUUGUUAUUGCAGCCACGUCCAUAGCAGCUAUACUGUUGAUUCUGAUGUUGAUCCAGCUGUUUGUACGCUGUUUUCCAUUCAAGAGGUUUGUUUCAGUUACUGCUGAUAGGACCACGACCACAACUCUGGCAUUAGAACGCCAUCAAGAUUCUCCCCAUGAGAUUUCCCUCACGAUAGACCAUCCUGUUAUGUGUCUCGGCAAAGUGCUGAUAUCAAGCAUAGAAUCCGGGGAAAUGAUGGCUGUCAAACUCUCUCUACGUUCUAGUCUGGGAAACAUGAGGGCCCCAGUAGUUUUGCCACAAGCACAGACAAGAGAAGAUACCCAGAAGCAUCUUGAUGCUGACCAGACAUGUUGGCCACACACGGUGCUGGAUAUGUCCUCGGGACAAAUUCAACUUUACGGAGUACAGAGCCGCUACUGGCAAUGAUUAUAAUGUAGAGACGCAUUUCAUCUGAUGCCCUAGUUCACGUAGCAGUUAGUACACUAUUGUUAGA
This is a messenger RNA of Cherax quadricarinatus, 518 nucleotides long. The record is from RefSeq and is a predicted model, not a curated record. NCBI's taxonomy places the organism in Eukaryota, Metazoa, Arthropoda, Malacostraca, Decapoda, Parastacidae.